Messenger RNA from Engraulis encrasicolus (European anchovy), 1307 nucleotides. RefSeq names its product SLC35A4 upstream open reading frame protein. Bases 111 to 416 code for a protein of 101 amino acids. The transcript has 3 exons. The record is from RefSeq and is a predicted model, not a curated record. NCBI's taxonomy places the organism in Eukaryota, Metazoa, Chordata, Actinopteri, Clupeiformes, Engraulidae.
CUGUCCUCUGGUGCCUCUUUCUGUGUAGUUCAGGCAGGCUCGAUCAAUCGAUUUAAUCAAACGAUUUCCAAGGCCUUGUAAUCAAAUACAGAAUAAUCAACUUUCCAAACAUGGCGAAUGACAAGGAUCCUUUUAAGCAGCUGAGAGACCUUGCAUCGCUGAAAGACCAACUUGAGGACAUCCAGCAACGCUUAGAGGAUGAAGUUCAAGUUGGAGUCCCUAAUGGAGGAAGUGUCCUUUCCUCUCCCUUUCUCAAGGGGUUCCUCGCUGGCUACGUGAUUGCGAAGCUGCGUUCCUCUGCCAUCCUUGGUGUAGCUCUGGGAACAUGCACGGGCAUUUUUGCUGCACAAAACUACAAAGUCCCCAAUAUUGAAACAACCCUAAAAUCCUACUUGAGCAUCUUCAAGAAAAAAUAAUGCCAUCCUCUCCAGCUGCUCUAGACUUGGGAAGUCAUGGAUAAGGGAUUGCUGACCAAGCCACACUAAGAUAUUUCCCAACCAUUGUUGUCUAUCUAUUUGCAUUUGCAGUGGCACUUUGAAAUGUACUGUCCAUUCUGGACCAUCAGAGAUUGCUCUGAUAUAUUAUUAUGGCUGUUACUACAGACUAUCCCUGCACUCUCCAGCCAAUAUUUGGUCCCUACCCCAUUAGUAUUGUUCUUUUGUCCGAUGCCAAUUUUGGAAUUCUCAUUUUGUCUGCCUUCAGUAUUUGACUGCAGAUUUGAGCUAGCACUGUAGACAGUAGUCAUAAAAUGAUAGCAAGACUUUGUUUUGCUAUUUCUAUGUAAUAGGCCAAUGAUUUUUUAAAGCAUAAUCUAAAGAUUUUAUUACAGGAAUUGAUCAAGCUGUAUGCUGCACAAAUGUUAGAAUCAACUAUAAUUAAGGAUGUUUCGGUACUGUUUUGAUGUGAUGUUGAAGUUGUAUAGGCCUACCCUGUGUGUUGGGUCACCAUCAUGUUUUUCACGACCUGAGUGAGGUUUGAUGCCAUUGAAAGACCUUUUGCUGGACAGACAUGCAAUACACUAUAACUGGCAAAUAUUAACUGCUGUGCAGUUUGCCUUUGACUCAAUGUGUACCAUUGUAAACAGCCUUAGAUAAAAAUGUAUUGUAUGUAUUUUUCUCUGAAGUUCUCCUUCAAGCUGGGUUGUGACAUUUACAUCAGGGAAAAUUAUUUUUUUUCUGUUGAUGAAGGGCUGCCUUUGUUUUGAGUUUAAACGCAUGCAUGUGGACAUUUUUUAUGUUACUUACAAUCUUACCUGGAAACUGGAACCAAUAUCUGUUUUGUGACUUUCCUAUAAAUACCGCCUGAAA